Molecule: messenger RNA, 1578 nt
Organism: Anopheles marshallii
Lineage: Eukaryota; Metazoa; Arthropoda; Insecta; Diptera; Culicidae
Product: activating signal cointegrator 1
Exons: 4
Coding region: 1-1578 (525 amino acids)
Biological process (GO): positive regulation of DNA-templated transcription
Cellular component (GO): nucleus
Molecular function (GO): zinc ion binding; transcription coactivator activity
Source: RefSeq, a predicted model, not a curated record
AUGAAUCAGUGGAUCAAAGAAGAAUUGUCUAAAUGUUUACAUUUUGACAUCCCGAAAGAAUUGAUCUCGUAUAUCUACACCAUCCAAACUGCGGAAGAAAUUGAUGGCUAUUUUCGGACCCUGCUCGAUUACACCAAUCCGCAACAUACGGCGUUUAUGCGUGAGCUGAAAAUUAGGCUCGGUCAUGCCACGGCUGAGACCGGCAAUUCGGAGCAAACCGGCAAGAGCAAACAACCCACCAGCAAGCAAACGAAAUCAUCAAAAACCGCCUCUUCCUCUGCACCAUCGGCAGCGAAAUCUUCCACCCAAGAAGCUAGCACCAAAAAGAAAACCAAGUACGUGAAUUUGUACGGCCAGGAUGGAGAGCUGGCGGAUGUGAUAUUGCUGAAGGGACGCCAUCACUGCGACUGUCAGGCAUCAAAGCAUCGAUUAGUAAAUAACUGUCUACACUGUGGCCGGAUCGUGUGCGAACAGGAGGGAAGUGGUCCGUGUCUGUUCUGCGGCAGUCUCGUCUGCACCGAAAAUGAGCAGCGAAUGAUCGAGAGUUCGUCGCGAAAGGGUGACAACCUGCGGCGCAGCCUGAUGGAACAGAACCGCCCAGCCGGAUGGGAGGAAGCACUCGCAAUGCGGAAUCGUUUGCUGGAGUACGACCGGAACAGUGAAAAGCGCACGACGGUAAUCGAUGACGAGGCGGAUUACUUUAAGACACACUCGAUAUGGUUGUCCGAUGCCGAGCGCAAGAAGCUGGAACAGCUGGAGGAGGAAUUGCGCGAGAAACGGCACGCUAGUCGGUUAGCCCGUAAGGUGACGCUAGAUUUUGCUGGUCGCCAGGUGCUGGACGAGGCACUACUGUCUACGGAGGAUAUGGAGGAAAUUUUUCGCCAAGCGUCUUUGGUGGAUGCACCCCAAAAUAGGUCACAGGGGGGUAAGGAGAAUAAUGAUCCCGGUCGGACGAUGCACGGCAACGACGAUGUACAUCCGACACUUUGUGGACCAGCGCCGACGUUCAUCGACAGCAGUGCUGGUGGUCCCGCCGUAGGCGCAGAACUUCGCCCUUCCGGCUAUGAUGGCGUUUAUAGUCGGGUGCAGGACAAAGAGUUUAUUGAAAUGUCCGAUAUGCGGCAUUGUCUGUCGAUGCAUCAACCGUGGGCAUCGCUGUUGGUGGCCGGUAUCAAGCGGCAUGAAGGUCGUACCUGGUACUCGUCGCAUCGUGGACGGCUGUGGAUCGCGGCCACUGCAAAACCAACCAGCCCGGAUACGAUCCGUGAGCUGGAAAAUUUCUAUCGUAAGUUGUACGAUGACGAUUCGAUCCAGUUUCCCUCUCAGUACCCGUCCGGGUGUUUGCUCGGUUGCGUUUCGGUGCGGGAUUGUUUGCCACAGGAAGAGUACCGCAAGCAGCACCCAGCCGGUGAAUCGGACAGCCCGUACGUGUUUGUUUGUGAGGAACCGCAAGAACUACCGAUUCGCUUUCCGCUGAAGGGUGACCACAAAAUCUAUUUGCUGGAUUCUGCAAUUCAUCAAGCGUCGGUCAAAGCGUUGCAGCGACUAGCGAAACAAAACAAACAGUUGGAAGAUUAA